This is a messenger RNA of Gopherus evgoodei (Goodes thornscrub tortoise), 4090 nucleotides long. RefSeq names its product germ cell nuclear acidic peptidase (gene GCNA). Bases 1374 to 3137 code for a protein of 587 amino acids. Lineage: Eukaryota; Metazoa; Chordata; Testudines; Testudinidae. The record is from RefSeq and is a predicted model, not a curated record. Gene Ontology annotation, cellular component: nucleus. The transcript is spliced from 12 exons.
UCUUUAUCUCACUGAUAUGUGGUAAUUUGGAGGCCAUGGGCUAUAUGUAAACUCUGAUGCUGAGUGUUGUAUUGAACAAGCAUGAAUUACCGUAAGUAAUUUUGUUUUUAAAUCUGUGCAGAGGGUCAUGGACUGCAGUUUAAAACAAACCAAUGUCAGUCUUGCUAAGUGUGCUACAUACACCUAUUGAGUAACAGGUAACAAUUUGUCUUCUAGUGCACCAACCAAGAACUGUGUUCAAAGUGCUGCUUUUGAUGCACUUUUUAACUAAGUCUCAGUUAAUGCUUUUGAAUGUAGCCUAGGUGAUGAAUGCUUAGUAUAGGAUGCCUUAGUUUGCUGGUAGAUUCUUACCAGGUGCUGAUACCCAAGCAAGAAAUCUUGCGUGUCAUUUUCUAACCAGAAAUGAAAAGGGGGGUGAGAUACCUUUUAUUGGACCAACUUCUGGAGGUGAGAGAAACUUUUGAGGUUAGAGGGUAUGUUGACACAGCACUGAAGAACCUGUGGCUAGACUGUUUGGGACUGUUUGUUGCUGUGUAGAUAUGCAGGUGCUAAGACCUUUCUCCCUGAAGAGCAGUGCUAUGUAAGCUUAUUCGGUAACAGAAAGUUGCUCCACUAAAAGACAGCCUAGGCCAACUGUGGUUACACCCCCCUCCCUAACCAGCAUGCACAUUUAUAAAUUGCACUCUUUAAAAGCCCAGCCUUAUAGCUUUGGACAAUUGAAACUACCUAGUUUAAACCCGUAAAAAUGAAAAGAGGGUAGCACCUUAAAGAAUUGAUGCUGCAAGUUACUGCACCUGAAACAAAGCUACACUAAACUGCUCCGGUAGCGUGCUCUGCAUAGGUGAGACUGCUGGGGGUGCGCUUUGAGCUUUGUUCCUGCCGUGGGACCUUGCUGCUUUGCUUAUUGUAACAGGCUUUUGUUUCCAGCUAACUGCCCAAUAAAAAGACAGCUUAUAACUACAACUAAAGAUCACUGCAAACAACGUGUUUUUGUCUUAAUCUUUGGCGCCAGCGGGAGCGCUUCUCCGCGGCUGGGCUUGGGGUGAGGAAGGCGGGCUCAUGGGUCUCCACGCGGGAAGAUGCGCGGGGCGCGCGCUCGGGAGCUGUGCGGCCGCGGGAGAGAGGCCAAAGGCCCCUGGAGCCGGCGCUGGGGGGCGGUUCCCUUGCUAGGAGCAGCCGCGCCCACUGGGGUCAUCAGGGCGCGGGGGCGGGCGCGGGCCGCUACGAUUCGAAGUGAAGUUCGGCCUCCCCCCCCCCCCGGCGCAUGCGCCUCCAGACUGGCAGGGAUAAGUACCGCCCCGGACGUGAUGGCGCUGCAGUGAGGGGCGGGCGGGAGGUUUAAACGUGGCGGCGGCGGCGGCUUCUACGCGAGGAUGGCACGGGGGCCUAAGCACCGCGUCCGGCUGGGAGCCCCCACACCCUUGGUCAGCAUCCCUCAGGUUUCCAGCCUUGGGCCUGCUGGGGCCUCUGUCCAGAGACUGUUGCUCUUGUCCGACGCAGAGGAUGACAGACGAGGCAACACCUGGUUGGGGACGAGGAACCCCCCCCACGGGACUGCACAAAUUAUAAAGACCAAAAAGAAAGUGACUGCAGAAUCCUGGCACAUGAAGGAUGACAGCUCUCUUCUGCCCUUUUCUUCCAGUAGUGAUGAAGAAUUUGAAAUAUUUUUAUCUAGAAUGAAGACUCCAAAAUCCCUAGCACAUCAAGUCUCGAAGAAACAAAAUAGCAGGGAAGACUUCUCCGAUUUUACAAGAAAGAAUGAGACAAGCAAGAAGGCAGUGAAGAAUGUUCAGACCCAGAAGAAGCCAGUGACUUCUCGAAAGGAAAACACUUACGCUCAGGAACGGCUGUAUCCAGAGAUUUUAAGUGACAGUAAACAUGAUGAUUCUGUUUUCAUAAAAAGUACAUGGUCUGACCACUGCCAAGAAAUUGAAGCGAGGGGCUUGAAGGACAACCUGCAACAGAUACAGCAAACUCCUUCACAAAAACAGAAAGAGUUUGAUAUUUCUAAAUAUAGUCCAAAUUCAUCUCUUGAUGGGAAAGAAAGAGAUUGGGAAGAGCGUGCACGGAACAACACGCGAACCAUGGCAUUACGACAUAAUGCAGCAUUAGGGCCAGACAGCUCAGAGGAUGAAUUUGAAUCUUUAAUAGAGCGGAUAAAGAAGCGAACCAUACCACUGACUCCAAGUUUAACUUCAAACAAAGCCACUCUAUCCCAAUCAGCCACUACAGAACUGGGAAACUUCAAGCCUCCCUGUGACAGUGCACAAUACUCUGUUAAGAAAGAGAGAAUCAUGACACCAAAGUCAGAAUCCUCUUCAUCUAAAGAAAUGCCUUCUCUUAAGGUUCCUAAGAGCAAAUCAGUCUAUUGUAUACGUUCAUCAGAUACAGAGGAAAGGUGGAAUGUGUGUGGAGUGCCAGGCUGUUUCUUACAAGAGCUGUCCAACCCAGCAUCCCAAUAUGUGAAAAAUUUCAGGAAAAAAAAGGAUGAGUUGACACAGAAGCUCUACAUUCUUUAUAACAACACCAUCUUUGAGCAAAAGUUGCCAGAGAAAAUGGAAAUCAUCUGGAACAAAAAGAUGCGGAAGACAGCAGGGUACUGUGUAACUGGACAAACAAAAAGUCCUGAGGCACAACGCUAUGCUCGGAUAGAGCUCUCAGAGAAAGUUUGUGACUCUGCAGACCGGCUUCGAGACACAUUGAUCCAUGAGAUUUGCCAUGCAGCCACUUGGGUAAUCAACGGAAUUCAUGAUGGCCAUGGGCAGUUUUGGAGAUUCUAUGCUAAGAAAUCAACUGUGGUUCAUCCAGAGCUGCCGGUGGUGACACAAUGCCACAGCUAUGAGAUUAAAUACAAGUUCACAUAUAAGUGUUCUCUGUGCAAAACCACGAUUGGGCGCCAUUCCAAGUCACUGGACACAGAACGCUUUGUGUGUGCACUUUGUAAGGGACAGUUAGUCCUAUGCCAACCCACACGAAAGGAUGGUACUCCUGCUAGAGCACAGCUAACACCAUUUGCAAAAUAUGUGAAAGAAAACUAUGGAUCUACUAAAAAAGAAGAGUAUGGGCUGAGCCAUGCAGAAGUCAUGCGUAAGCUCAGUGCUGAGUUUGCUUUAAAGACUAGGUUCCUAGAUUCCUGAAUGCCUCAUGGGAUGUGUACAUUGGCUCUGUGCUAUGUAAUCAUUGUUUGUACCAUUAGAGAAAAUAGCUAGGUUCUGGUUGGUUAACACUGAAGAUCUAUUAAGGGUUUCUAAGCGUCUGCCUCUGUUCUGUGUUCCCAGGAGCAGUGCUUGCAUAAUCCCCUGCUGCUGCACUCAGAAGCAGGUGAAACACUUUUUUUUCUGAUGAAUCCCAGUUAAAGGACAAGGUGAUGUACGUAACUUUAGGUCCAGGGCUGCCCAUCCAUCCUCAGGUCUCCCUAGUGAGGAUCAAGUGCAUCUGUUUGCUUAUGAUUAAAUCUUCAUUCUAUUUGCCCUCCAGCCACUGAGAUUUUAUAAAAGUUAAAAUUGAAAGCGGGGAGAACUAACUUGGAGCCUUUUUUAACCAGUGUUUGAGAGAGACUCUGGAGGCAGUUGGCUCAGGGUCUGUCUUAGAACUAAAUCAAAUGCAUCCAUCACAGACUUGUGAUUGAAACACUUCUAUAACAUAUCUUCUCUUCUCAGAUGAUUAAAUCAGAUUUGUAAUAUUAAUACUUGAAUUUAAAAGGUAGAUUUUUGUCUCUUACUGGUUAUAACUAAUAAAGAUUGCCUUGAAACCUGGUGUGCCCCCUGAGAGUGCAGGCCGAGGUGAGCAAUCCAAAUUUUAGGUCAUUUUGAAGAGGCAGCCACAACCACCCCUUAAAAGGAAAAACCCAGCUUUUCUUAAGGUUGACAGAUUCUACCAACUUUAUGCAGAGUUAGGGAUCUAAUGAACUUAUUUACUCAACAUAUACCUUAGCUAGUGUAUGGCACCUUCUAACCCUCUAAUUUGAGGGAGUAAUUAAAAUGGUUUGCACUGAAGCUUAGCUCAAGAUAGGGUUGGCCCUAUUUCCUCCCCGCCCCCCCAAAUUGAAUAACAGAGAAUGUGGAAAUGGCAGAGGUGCUUAAUGACUUCU